AUGGGUUCAACUCUCAUGCUCACGAGGCAUGAACGCAUCCACACUAAGAAAGGAGGCCACAUGAAGACGCAGGGUGACCCGGACGAGGUGGAAGACCUGGCCACCUUAGAGGUGCUGGAUGAGAACACGGUCACUGAGCAUCUUCAGAGUCGCUAUGGAAGAGACCAAAUCUACACGUAUGUGGGGGACAUCCUCAUCGCAGUCAACCCUUUCCAUAAGAUGGAGAUAUACAACCCUCAGGACACUAAGAUGUACAUCGGAGCCAAACGCACAGUGAACCCACCGCACAUCUUCGCUGUGGCCGAUGUCGCCUACCAGUCCAUGGUGUCAUACAACACAGACCAGUGUGUCGUGAUCAGUGGAGAGAGCGGAGCAGGGAAAACAGAGAGCGCUCAUCUGCUGGUGCAGCAGCUGACUGUUCUCGGGAAGGCCAAUAACCGGACGCUCCAGGAGAAGAUCCUGCUGGUGAACAGCCUGGUGGAGGCUUUUGGAAACGCCUGCACCGUCAUCAACGACAACUCCAGCCGCUUCGGCAAAUACCUGGAGAUGAAGUUCACGUGCGUAGGAACGGUGGUGGGGGCGCAGAUCUCCGAGUACCUGCUGGAGAAAUCCAGAGUCGUCCACCAGGCCGUAGGAGAGAGAAACUUCCACAUCUUCUACUACAUUUACGCGGGCCUGGCCGACAGGAAGAAGCUCGCCCACUACAAGCUCUCCGACAGCAAAACCCCUAAGUAUCUGUGUAACGAGCACAUUAAAUUAGGGCCUGACAUCGUGAGCAACACCUUCUACAAGGAGCAGUUUGACGCAGUGGAGCAGUGUUUCAAAGUCAUCGGAUUCACCCUGGAGGAGCUGGGCAGUGUGUACAGCACCUUGGCUGCCAUCCUGAACUCUGGAGACAUCGAGUUCAGCCCGGUCGCCUCGGAGCAUCAGACCGACAAGAGCAACAUCUCCAACAUCUCAGUGCUGGAGAACGCGGCCUCGCUGCUGCACAUCCGCUCAGACGAGCUCCAGGAAGCCUUGACCUCCCACUGUGUGGUUGCCCGGGGAGAGACCAUCGUCAGGCCCAACACGGUGGAGAAGGCGGCGGAGGUGAGGGACGCCAUGGGCAAGGCUCUCUACGGACGCCUCUUCAGCUGGAUCGUCAACCGCAUUAACUCGCUGCUGCGGCCCGACAGCCAGCUAGGAGAAGAGGACAAGGGCCUGAACAUCGGCAUCUUGGACAUCUUCGGUUUCGAGAACUUCAAGAAGAACUCUUUCGAGCAGCUCUGCAUCAACAUCGCCAACGAGCAGAUCCAGUUUUACUUCAACCAGCACAUAUUCGCCUGGGAACAGGAUGAAUAUCUGAAUGAGGAGGUGGACGCUCGGAUGAUCGAGUACGAGGACAACCGGCCUCUCCUGGAUCUGUUCCUGCAGAAGCCCAUGGGGAUGCUGUCGCUCCUGGACGAGGAGAGUCGCUUCCCACAGGCCACCGACCAGACCCUCGUAGACAAAUUUGAAGAUAAUCUGAAGACCAAAAGCUUCUGGAGACCAAAGAGAGUUGACCUUGGCUUUGGGAUCCACCACUAUGCUGGAAAGGUCAUUUACAACGCCGCCGGCUUCUUGGCCAAGAACAGAGACACGCUCCCAGCCGACAUCGUCCUGCUGCUGCGGUCGUCAGAGAACGAGCUGAUUCGCAAACUCGUCACCCACCCGCUCACCAAGACAGGGAACCUCGCCCACACCAAGGGCAAAGUAAACACGAUGUGCAACCCGCGGACCCCGACACGCACCAUCAACCUCACCAAGGCGGGCGAACAAGGAGACGUUCCGUACCACCCGAGAGAAACAACCAACAUGAGGACGCAGACCGUGGCCUCCUACUUCAGAUACUCUCUGAUGGACCUGCUAUCCAAGAUGGUGGCAGGGCAUCCUCACUUCGUGCGCUGCAUCAAGCCCAACAACGAUCGCCAGGCCAACAAGUUCGACCGGGAGAAGGUUCUGGUUCAGCUGCGUUACACCGGGGUCCUGGAGACCGCCAAGAUCCGACGGCAGGGCUUCUCCCACCGCAUCCUGUUCGCCAACUUCACAAAGAGAUACUCCAUCUUGGCGUUCCAUGCUCACGAGGAGCCGGAGGCGACUCCAGAAACCUGCUCAACAAUACUGGAGAAGGCGAAGCUGGAGAACUGGGCAAUGGGGAAAACCAAAGUUUUCCUGAAGUACUAUCACGUGGAACAUCUGAAUCUGAUGGUGCAAGAGGGCAUGCAGCGACUGGUUCUGCUCCAGGCUUACAUCCGAGGCUGGUUGGGAGCCAAGCGCUACCGGCGGAUAUUAAAAGAGCGAGAACAGAGCGCUCUGGUGCUGCAGUCAGCUUACAGAGGUCAGAAAGUUCGGAAGAAGGUCACCGAUGACAAAAACAAAGCAAAGCUUGAGGCGUUCAUUGUUCAGUUUCAGGCUGUUUGCAGAGGCUAUCUCGCAAAAAAGAUAUACAAGGAGUUGGUAGACGAGAAGAACAAAGCUGCAACCAAGAUUCAGGCUCGCUACAGAGGGCAUAAAGAAAGGAAAAGCUUCAAGAGAAAACGGGAAGAGAAAGAGAAAGCGGAGAAGGAACAGGCGUCUGAACCAGAGAAAAGCACCGAAGACUCGAAUCCAGAAACUCAAGCAAACAACGAAGAGGAGGAAGCUAAAGCUGCCGUCGUUCUCCAGAGCAACUACAGAGGCUUCAAAGAGAGGAAAAAGUUUAAGGAGAGGAAACAGACGAUGGCUGGGCCCGAGGUGGCAGAAGACGAGGAACAUCCAGAUAUAGCUGACGAGGACGUGAUCGAGGACACGCCAGAGGCAGAGCCGGGAAAAGAAGAGAAGGAAGAGGACAAGAGUGGAGAGGAAACUGCAGCAGGGGACGAGGAAGUCAACGUUGAGGAGGAAACCAAGGCGGCGACUGUUCUCCAGAGCAACUUCAGGGGUCACAAAGAGAGGAAGAGGUUGCAAGAAGAAGGUAAAAUCCCAGCUAAGAAACAGAAGACAAGCACAACUGGUGAAGAAGCGAUCAGCCCUGAAGCUGAGGAGGAGGUGCAGACAUCAGAGGACAUCUGCAGCGAUGGAGCAGAAGAAAACAAGGAAACUCAAGAAGCUUCUUCGGCAUCAGGCGACCAGGACGAGACAAAAGCAGCCGUGGUGCUUCAGAGCAACUUCCGAGGCCACAAGGAGCGCAAACGACUCGAGGAGGAAGGAAAGAUCCCAAAGAAAAGGAAAAAAGAAGAGAUCUCCCCCGAAUGUCCAAAAGAAGAAGAGGAGGAAGAGGCGAUGCACACAGAGGAACCGGUGCCGGAACCUCAGCUGGACUCAUCUGCUGAGAACCUGGAGGAUCUGGACGAGGAAAAGGCUGCGACUGUCCUGCAGAGUAACUUCAGAGGCCAUCGAGACCGAAAGAAGCUGAAAGCAGAGCAAGACGCACGGAGGAGAGCGACAGAAGGAGAGGAGGAGAAGGAGGAGGAGGUGGUCCUGGACGUUUCUGAUGUAGUGAUCGAACGUAGAGAGGAGAGCGAUGUCGAAAAAGAACGAAUGGAGGAAGAACAGGCUGCGGUGAAGAUCCAGAGCAACUUCAGAGGAUACAAGGACCGAAAGAACCUGAAGACCAACCAGCAAACAGCACAGAGAGAAGCUGAGGAGCUGCAGGACUUCUCCAAACAGAUCGCAAAAACGUCUCAGGACUUCCUGGCCCUGCAGGACAAGUUGAACGAGAUCAUCCAGGCCCAUCAAUCAAACCCCGCCAACAACGGCAUGUUCGUGAGAGGCAAAGCAAUCAAUGGCUUCCCUCCCCAGGAUCACCAAUCAAUCUUUUCUCGAGCGCAGCACAUGGCCCGAGCUCAGAAGACGGUGUCGCGGACCCCCCGCAGGACGCAGCAGCCGAAGACCCUGAACACGCCAGAGGACUCCACCUACUACAACCUGAUUCACCGCUCCGUCCAGGAUGACAGACGCAAGCCCAGGAAAGAAGAUCCAGGGAAGCUUCUGGAUGUCGACGACUUCUACUACCGAGGUCUGAUCACCAGCAGGUCGGAACCCUCCAUCCCCACAGAGGAGACGUCCCAGAGCAGCAGCACGACCGAGAGCAGGCGCUCCUCGGUCAGGAGGCGCUCCUCGGUCAGGAGGCGCUCCUCGGACAUGAGACGCUCCUCGGACAGGAGGCCCCCUGCUGAGCAGAGACCAGCCGCUGCCGGGAGACCGACCAGAGAGCGAGCCGUCACUGAACCAGAGCCGCCCAGACCGGCCAAAGACCUCAGGCGCUCGGUUCACAGGACGACCUCCACGGAGAGCCGGGUCGAGGACAACCCGUACGACUUCAGACAUCUGCUGAGGAAGACCUCGCAGAGACGAAGGCUCAUCAAACGCUACUGA
Limanda limanda (common dab) is the source of this 4374-nucleotide messenger RNA. RefSeq names its product myosin IIIA (gene myo3a). The transcript is spliced from 29 exons. The coding region runs from base 1 to 4374 and encodes 1457 amino acids. NCBI's taxonomy places the organism in Eukaryota, Metazoa, Chordata, Actinopteri, Pleuronectiformes, Pleuronectidae. The record is from RefSeq and is a predicted model, not a curated record. Gene Ontology annotation, cellular component: myosin complex. Gene Ontology annotation, molecular function: cytoskeletal motor activity; protein binding; ATP binding.